Molecule: messenger RNA, 1084 nt
Organism: Cucumis melo (muskmelon)
Lineage: Eukaryota; Viridiplantae; Streptophyta; Magnoliopsida; Cucurbitales; Cucurbitaceae
Product: probable ribonuclease P/MRP protein subunit POP5
Exons: 6
Coding region: 484-948 (154 amino acids)
Biological process (GO): tRNA 5'-leader removal
Cellular component (GO): ribonuclease P complex
Source: RefSeq, a predicted model, not a curated record
CAAAUAUUUUCCUGCGAGCCUUUCACGAUUUCUCACGUCUUUUGCUGCGAUACUCUCCCUCUCACCACUGCCGUUCUACCGACGACGACACUUUCAUCUCUGUCCCUCGUCGUCGUCUCUGUCCGUCGUCUCUGUUCGUCGUCGUCUUCCCCGUCGUCCACAUGGGUUUCGCUUAGGGUUCUUCGUCUACCGGCUCGUCUCUUUACUGCUAUUAGACACUUGGAAGCUAAUGAUUCGAGAUCUUAAGUUCCACAUCCUCUUCUGACCUUCGUUUGUUUCCGACGACCUCUGCUGACUAUCUCUCUGCAUCAACAACAAGGGCUGUCCGGAUAUGCCAUAUUUUAAUUUGGGAAUUGUUUCUUGUGGUUGGUGGGGCGUGUGCUAAUGUGGCAUUGUUGGAGAGAAGGAUAACUGAGUGUUGCAGGGUUGAGCAAGGAACCUAGUGAUGCAUAAGUCGUUACUGAAGUUAGAAGGUACAAAACAAUGGUGAGGUUUAAAAACCGAUACAUGGUGUUUGAAGUUCUCUUGGAUCCCAAUAAAAACCUUAAAACAGAUGAUCCUAUUAUCAUUACCCAAUAUAAUGUUUCAAAAGCAAUCAAGGAUAGUAUUCUUCUCAACUUCGGGGAAUGUGGUUUUGCUUCCGCACUUGGAUCUUUUCAAGUUAAGUAUGUAAAUCCAAUCACGAAGUUAUGUAUUAUUAGAGCCUCCAGAGAGGACUACCAGAAUGUGUGGGCUGCAAUUACUAUGGUGAGGAGUAUCAGCAAUUGUCCCGUUGUAUUCAAUCUACUGGACCUAAGUGGAAAUACAAGGGCCUGCAAGAACACCGCCUUGAGGCUCGAUGGAUUGAAGUUUGAGCAAUAUAAACUUAUGGUUGGACAUUGUCUUCCAGAUAAUGUAAAGAUGCAAAUGCAGAACUGUCUCGAGAAGAUUGCAAAUUUAGAAAACUGAUUGUAUUGUUGCCAUUUAUAUGAAAUCCACCGUUUCAAGAUAAUUUUAAUUAGAUAAUUCACUUGAAUCCCACACAUUUUUGUUCCGGUUGCACUCCCUGCCCCUUCGCAUUUUUAUUUCAUUUGAUCUUUUUGCA